AUGCUAACCCUCAAUCUCAACGCUCUUUCUUCUUCGUUCUCAAUUGUUCCCUUUCACGUCAACUAUUCACUCUUUACUCAAACUCAGUUGUUAGUUCCCACUAAUCUUAAUUACCCUUUUCUUAAUACAGCUACCAGAAAGUUUAGGACUUUUCAGCUCAAAGCUGGAUUUUGGGAGUCAAUUAAAUCUGGGUUAACGAAGAAUAAUACCACGCAGGUUAUCGAUUCAGAGUUAACAGAUGAAGAAGACGAAGAACCUCUACCUCAAGAGUUUGUGCUUGUUGAAAAGACCGAACCUGAUGGAACAAUUGAACAGAUAAUGUUCUCUUCCGGUGGAGAUAUUGAUGUUUAUGAUCUUCAAGCCCUGUGUGACAAGGUAGGGUGGCCUCGUAGGCCAUUAUCGAAAUUAGCUGCUGCUUUGAAAAACAGCUAUAUGGUGGCCUGUCUCUAUUCUAUAAGAAAGUCACCGGGGUCAGAGGGGAAUGAACAAAAGAUAUUAAUUGGCAUGGCUCGUGCUACGUCAGACCAUGCCUUCAAUGCCACGAUUUGGGAUGUCCUAGUUGAUCCCGGCUACCAGGGACAAGGUCUUGGCAAAGCUCUUGUAGAGAAACUGAUUCGAGCUCUUUUGCAAAGGGACAUCGGUAAUAUAACGUUGUUUGCAGAUAGUAAAGUUGUGGAAUUUUAUCGCAAUUUAGGUUUCGAAGCUGACCCAGAGGGCAUAAAAGGCAUGUUUUGGUACCCAACUAACUAA
Molecule: messenger RNA, 750 nt
Organism: Lathyrus sativus (Indian pea)
Lineage: Eukaryota; Viridiplantae; Streptophyta; Magnoliopsida; Fabales; Fabaceae
Source: the annotation of a GenBank genome assembly